UCGGCGGCGCGCCGCGGCAGAGCAGCGCAGCAGCACGAGGUGCCCCGGCCGUUGUCUGCCUCGAGCCGCCGCACCGCACCGCAUUCGUCUUUUCUCUAGCCCACGAGGAGGACGGGACAGCAUUGGCGCCGUUUCGGAGCAGCGCGCCGCAGUAGGCAGUAGCUCUUUUGCUUCCGAGGCGACAACAGCUCUCGGCUGCAGCUGUCGCGGCUAUUCCACACACGCGAGUUAACGUUCGUAGUCCGGAGACACCGGCUCUCGGCGCCUGUCUACAAGCUAUAUAUAAGUAUAGGCGGUGAGAGUGAGCGAGUGAGAGAGAGAGAGAGAAAGAGAGCGACCGCAUCACGCUCACGCAGCGCAGCAGCAGCAGCAGCAGCAUCAGCGCGCUCCCCAGACUCGCACGCGCACAGUAACUCGCGAACGAGCGAGCGCGUCGGCCUAACCUCACUUUUGUCCCUGGGUCGCAGUCGGCGCUCGCGCUCACGGCUCACCUGCUCGCGCCUCGCCUCGCGAAUCUUUCGGCUGAGCCGAGGCGGUGGCCGGGAAGCUGCUUGGGAGCCGGCACUACCAUGAGGAGACCUGGCAUACCUGGUCAGACAAGCCGGACAAGCCAGAGCAACAGCAGCGGUAGCAGCACCAGAACGACUCGCUCUCGCUGAUCGGAGCAGGAAGCCGCCUCCGCCAGCCGCUGCCGCAGUGCUAUGACGCCAUUUUACUAACCUCCCGUGGCAACUCGUCAUCGUCGUCGUCGUCGUCGUCAUCGUCGCCGCCGCCGCCGCCGUCGUCGCCGCAAAAGCUCAAGAGGAGCUCAACGAGGCAGUCGCGGUGGGUUCUCGGGAGGUGCUCACCGCCGCCGCCGCCGCCGCCGCCGCAGCCACUGAUAGCUCAAGAGACGGCUGAAUCAGCCGGUCUCUUUUGGCUACUUGGUCGAUACCCGCUCACCCGCAGCAGCAUCUUACUAGUCGUCCUCGUCGUCCUUUCCACCUGCUACAGCCAGAUUAGCGAGCCUCGAGGUAAUAGCGCUUUAUCCAUUAUAUGCUUACUAUGGACGAUGAGGAUAGUGAAAAUGGACUUGUGGAUACAUGGAGUUUAUGGGAAGAAGCUUACUAUAAAGAUGCACCAAUUGAGACAUCCCUAGCACAAAUCAACAACUCAAAUGUUUGCUUGGAUGAAAUUGAAGAAAACAGAGAGGAUUGCUUUUACUCUGUUUAUUCUCAAGAAUCUGAUGGUAAUGGCAAUCCCGAAGCAAAUUUAAAAAACGUCAUUAAAGGAAUUAAGGAAAAUAUUAUCAAUCAGUCGGAGGAAGACAAAACUGAAUCACUUGAUGACGAGGCUACUGAGCAAAUUUCCCAAUCCAAUGAGACCACAGAAGAAAAAACGAAUCAAACAGAAGAAAAAACGAAUAAAACAGGAGUAAAAACCAAAAUAAUGGCAGAGUAUGCGGAAUACUUGGGCCUGCAACCUUCGUCGUCCAAGUCUCAGUGUAGCAAGUGUAAUUCAGUGGAAAAUGAGUCCUCGACUCCAACAUCUAACUCUCAUGAAUGCAAUUGUUCACCAACAUCAACACCUCCUCCAGCGACUAUCAACAGUUCUGAACCACCAGCUUGCAGCGAACCUGAAUUACCUCUAGCAACUAACUGUGAAAUACCAUCUAUUAGCAGUAGUCCUGCAUUAUCACCUACUUCUCGUUUUGAAGAAUCUUCAGUUAGUGACACUGAAGAACCAUCUGUUAGUAAUUCUAAAGUUUUGCCUGUUUCCAACUCAGAGCAAUCAUCUACCCAGGAUUCUGAACUUCCAUCUACUAGUGAUUGUGAAAAGCCGUCUACAAGUAACUUUGAAAAACCAUCUACAAGCUAUUACGAAGAAGCGUCUAGCAGUGAUUUCGAAUUACCAUCCACUAGUAGGUGUAAUUUACCUUCCACUAGUACCUGCAAUUUACCACCUACCAGCAGCUGUAGUUUGCCAUCUAUUAGUAGUGCUGGUAAACAAACUCUUAAUUUACCAUCUACAAGUAGCUCUGAGGAACAAACUUUUAGUCUACCAUCCACAAGUAGCUCUGAAGAACAAAAUAAAUCUAAACAUUCUGAAAUAACACCUACUUCACAAGCUUCAAAUUUUAAACAUUCUAGAAAAGUUUAUUUAUGUGCAGCAUGUGAAACUUACUUUGAAAACUGGAAUCUCUUUUUACACAUGCGUGAUGUACACAAACGUCAUAUAUGUUUGUUUUGCCUUGGCAUGUUUGGUCAAGCUGAGCGUCUGUCUUAUCAUUUAUCAAAGAAGCACAGUGUUCCAGAAGAGACAUUUCAAUCUGUAGAAGAUUUUUACAAAACCUACAAAGACUCCUGUUAUAUUGUUUGUUGUUCAUGUGAAAAAAUGUUCUCAGAGACAGACAAUUUUUAUGAUCAUGCCUGUCCUUCCGAAGAAAAUCCAGAGCCAGUUCCAGAAAUUUGUUCAGUGUGCAGACUAGUGGGUACUCACAUGGAGACAUGUAGUUUAGCUCCAGAAAAAAGUGUUGAAACUAACGUGGUACGGAAUCCAGUGAACAGUUUAAGAUCACCUCCUAUUGAGUCUUCUGCUCCUGUUCAAGCCAUAACCGGAGUAAGAAGGCAUUCAAAAAGGACAAUAAAACCUAAUAGACUUAAUGACGACGUUUAUUUAUAUACUAAGUUAACUAAAAGAACUAAAACACGUAGUACGUCAGAAGUUUCUGAAAUAAGUGAAAGUAACAGUAAAGAUACACAAAAAGAAACAUCGGUUGUUGAAUCUAAUGAACUUGAAGGUGAUUCGUUGCAGGACACUGUUGCUCAAACUAUCAUGGAAGUUUCUACAAGUAUAAGCUUAAACAGUAAUCAGGAUAAUUUACAUGCAAAUAAUAUACUUAGGCAAAGCAACUAUGAAGAAGUGGGUGAAAUUAAAUCAUUAAAUAGUGAUAGUGCCAAGAACAGUUAUGAUAGUGUAACAGAAAUAAUUAUGGAAGUUUCGCAAUGUGUGAAUAAUUCUAGUAAAACAGCUAAUACUGAUAAAACAAUAUCCAAUACAAACAGUUUAGUGAAUAUUGAUGAAUGUGGUGCGAAUAAAGGUACGGUUGAAUCAGCUGAUCCUAAAAGUGAAGAUGAUGUAAGAUUAAGUGAGGCAAAUAAUGAGCCUGUAGAAACCAAAGAUUUUGGUAUAGAAAAUAACACGUUGAAUGAUGCACAUGAAGACUCUAAUUCAGACUCUGAAUCUCAAGCAUCUAGUAGUCCCAGUAGUCUUGCAAGUCAGCGAGUGGUAAGCCCUAACCAUGAAUUACAGGAAAGUCAAAGUGAAAAUGAAGAAGAUUCAACAACCAUAGAACCAGAAAAAAGACCUACAACCAGUGCCACACCAGCGUCAGACAGAAGCUUAGUAAUAAAAAUUUGUACCAAAAAUAAUUCAGUGUUUUCCAUCAGUAACCCGACUCCUUCAAGAAGAAACAGUACUGAAAAUCACGAUAGUUCGAGGGAGUCAGAAGAAAAUAAUAAUGCUAACAUGUCUGAUAAUAAAGCAUCUGUACCUGAAGAAAAUGAAGGUGAAAAUAAAGAUGAACAAAAUAGUCAUUCAGAGAAUCAUAAAUUGGAAGUAAAAGAUAAUUCUGAAGAUGAAAAUGGUAUCGGGGAAAUCAGGAUUGAUUCGGACACUAAUAAAACAACUGAGGAUUCAAUUAAUCUUGACAAUGUAUCAAAAGAAAAAAUUGAAGAGCAAUCUGAUGAACUAAAUAAACAAGAGAACAAUAAACUGGUAAAUGAAAGUGAAAUUUUUGAUGGGAUCCAGUUAGCAGAAGAAGAAAUUCCAGUAGCUGAUUUACCUGUGGAUGAUCUCUUGGAAAGCAUGGAAAUCGUAGAUUUAUUAAAGCGCUGUAUUCAGGCAGUUUGUGCUGUUUGUGUUUACUGUAAUCAUGCUCGACAUAUAGCUGUUAAUGGUAAACAAUUAAGCCUACACAUGCUUGCAGAACAUAGGUUUCAGCCUCAACAUCCAGCAAUAAUAAUUCAAAAAGAACAAUUUAUAUCAAAAUUGAAAAAGUGCUUGGGAGACAUAGAAUCGUAUUAUUUUAAUCUUGAUUCUUUCAACAGCAAAGAAGGUACAUACAGCAUCCCAGAUACAAGAACAUACGAAUGUUAUAAUUGUAGAUUCGUUUCAUCUGCUCACAAAGAAUUAUAUUUGCAUAAUAGAAAAAUGCAUCAAAAAACAAUUAUAAUAUGUAUAAUGUGUAAAUCAACUUUUUACAGUUACAGCGAAUUGCUUUGCCAUUUAUGUCCAGGUGUGUAUGCUGCAAAUGUAAACAUUGAGUACCGCUGUUGUCUAUGCACAUUGAGCAAUAUUCCAUCAGCAUUCAGGCUUAUGGUUCACCUUCGUAAGCAACACCAUGCCUGUGAUGUAUGCUUGGAAUCAACAGGAAAUCAACAACGCUUAUCAAAUCAUGUGUGGAAGCAUAAAUUACAUCACUUGUGUUACAGAUGUGGUAUAGCCUAUAGGAAUAAACCAGAUAUUACAAAACAUCUAUUUUGGAAGCAUGGUACAGAAAGUAUUGUGUGCAAAAAAUGUUUGCAGAAAAAAUGGCCUCAUAUUUAUCAUUUUUGCAUUCCACCCACUGCUUUUGUCUGUGAAGAAUGUGGCUCAAGUUUUUCAAGAGCUGUUGCAUUAAAAGUCCACAAAAGAACUCACACUGGUGAUUAUCCUUAUUCUUGUUCUGAGUGCACUGAGAAAUUAAUUUCUAAAAAACUAUUAGCAAGACAUGAACGAAAUCACAGGGACCCUGCAACCUGGACACCCCCUCAUGUGUCACCAAACUUAAAUACUAACCAAGCCUCGACUGAAGAAGAAAUUCAUGUUGAUGUUUGUAAUAUGGAAACUAAAGAAGAUGAAGCUACCGAAGUUGCGCCUCAAGUCAUACCUAAAGAGCCAGUAAAAAAAGUAGUCGAUGUAUAUGAUCUACCACCAUUGAACUUAUCAUCUGACAGUGACAGUGAGGUUGAAGAUGAUAAUAUGAAAAAUGACAAAGUAAAUGGAGACGAAUCCGAUAAGACAGAAAAAGAAUCAAGUGAAAAACCUGAAACAUCAACAUCCGAAUCACAAAUUGCUACUGCUGAGCCUAAAACUGAUGUAAUCGUUGAAGUUGAAAGAAAUGAGGAGGAGAAAAAACAAGAAGAGCAAAUAAUGGAUGGCAUUUGGGACAAUUUUAAAUCAUACACUGCUAGUCUAGAAAAACUAGAUUCUUCAGCCAAUGAUCCAACAACUGACGUUAAUUCAUCAGAGCAAAAAGACAAAGACAAUUCACCACAAGUUGCAGAAGAAAUUGAUCCAGAAAUUCUUAGAAAUAUGGCAUUAGCAGACCAUGAUUACUGUGUAAUAUAUUCAGAUAAAGUUGAGGAAGGAGAAUCACCUAGUAAGAUUCAAUCAAAGACUGAUGAGAAUACUGAAAUCAAAGAGAACACUGAUUUUAAACCAGAAAGAACACCUUCACCUAGCAUAGCUAAAGCGCAAAGUACAGAAAACCAUUCACCCAAGAAAAAAGUCAAGUCUCCUAAAAAGAAGAAACAAAAUGCUAGCACAUCAUCCAGUGACUCUUCUAGCGAUAGUGAUUCUAGCAGUUGUUCUUGUGGAACUAAUUGCAGUUGUAGUAGUUCCUCAUCUAGUAGCAGCUCUAGUUCUAGCAGUAGUUCAGAUUCUGAUAGUUCAGCUUCAGAAAGUUCGCCACGAAAGAAAAAGAGCAAAAAAGAAAAGGAAUCAGUUCAGAAAGAGGACGAGUCAGUCCAAGUUGUAGAGGAAAAUGCGCAGAACGAUGCAGCUAAAACAAAUGACGAUACGACAAAUCAAAACGAAGCUUCACAUACAAUAGCUGCUCCAGUGAUACCAGUAGCACCAGUGAUUCCAGUACAACUUGUAAUAAGAGAAUCUGAUCUUGAUACAACAGAAACUGACACUGAUGAGGAAUUUUAUGACAAAAAUCCUCAGCAACAGGCAAAUAAACUGCUGGAAGAAAAACGUAACAAAAUCAUUGCAUCUGCUGCGCCUAAUUCUAUGGAUGUAACAAUAACACCCGCUGUAAAUAACGGCGUUAUUGAUACGGAUGUAACUAUGCAUUCAUCAGCUCCAUCACCAAUAACAGUCAAUUCAGUAGAAGAUGCACCAGUAAAAAGAAAAGUCAAAACGAGAAAACGAAAAAGAGGAGGUCGUGGAAGAGCACGUAAUACUCAGAAAACUGUAGAAUCAAUAAAACUAAACAUUCCAAAAUCUAUGUAUCAGAAGAAAGGGCGAGGAUCAAAAUCUGCAGUUGCAAGAAGACAUUCGGCUUCUAAUUAUACUUCAAGUUACCAAACAUACGAAAUGAAUCAACGGACUUCCGAAUCGUCUAUGCUAGGAGCAAGUCAAAGCGUUGGAGGCAGUGGUUCUGAAACGGAUGCGAAGAGGUCGUCUAAAAGAAAGCGUGUACCGAAGCGCUUCUAUGGCGAUUCUAGUGAUGAAGAAAAUCAUAGACAGCAAAUGUUGAAAUGGAGAAGGGUUGAUAUACCGGCACCAGUCAAUUCUCAACUACCAUCGACAAGCACAACUUUCAGCUACAAGCAAACGCUUCAACAGCAGCAGCAGCAAUUACUUCUACAGCAGCAGCAACAACAGCAGCAAUUGUUAUUACAACAACAACAGGAGCAACAGCAGCUUCUUAUACAACAGCAGCAACAACAAUUGCUCAUUCAGCAACAACAAUUGCAAUUACAGCAUGAACAACUGUUGCAGCAACAAUAUCGGCAAGAACAAGAGGAGGAGGCUGAUGAGGAGGAUGAAGAAGAAGAGGACGAAGAGGAAGAGCAGGAGGAGGAGGAGGAGGAGGAGGAGGAGCAGGAAGCAGAAGAGGAGGAGAACGAUGAGGUUGAAGCUGAGCCAGAAGAAGAAGAGAAAGCAUCGGCCGCACCAGCUUCAGGUAGCGACUCGAACGAUGCAGCUGAUAGCAGUAGUGACUCGAGCGAUUCGGACAACGAAAUUGAAAGUAAGAAUGAAACCAUAAACUCGGCAUCUCAAUCACACGCUAACUAUUCGCAGUUGCAAACGCAAAACACAGAGCGUGCCAGUAAUUUGUAUUGCUACUGCCAAUGCCCCUACGACGAGGUGUCCGAAAUGAUAGCCUGCGACGGGGAUGAUUGCCAGAUCGAAUGGUUCCACUUUGAAUGCGUGGGCAUCAUGGUGCCGCCCAAGGGCAAGUGGUACUGUCCUGACUGCCGAAGAAAGCUGGAUAUUCCGGAUGACGUUGAAGAUUUCGCUAACGGAUAGUACUAACUGGACGAUGUCUUAACCGGACUAAUAGUUAUUUUCACUUUUUAUCUGACCGGAGGCUCCUCGGAGAAAGAAAACAAAACGCUUAAAACGAGCGUACUCAUGCUCGUUUCUUAUCUUUCAUUGCGCUUUUUGUCGAACGCAAUGAAAAAAAAGAUAGGAGAAACUAACUGAAGCAGCGAAAGCGCUACACUACGUAUGCAGCGUUCCAUGUUAAUAUUUUUCUUAAUACCGACGUAAUCACACACGCGUUUGUACAUAAAACUUGUAAAUACGCCCUAGAGUUUCUAUGAUAAUGAACGAAGUAAGUUUUUGUGUAAAUUUCUUUGUACUUCUUUUAAUGAUACAUCAAUGUAAAUUUAUAUAUUAGACAACGUAAAUACACGAAUACACGUACACUGACGCGCAUACACAAGAAUACAAACAAAAACGUACAUUAACGAAAAGAGAAGGAGGGGGCUGUUCCGUCGUCGAAAUUGUUUGCAUCUAAAUUUACUGUCGGCACUGCUGGCAGUGUCUGGGAUUUUUAUAUUGAAUCAAGGUGGGACGAUCGUUUUUCGGGAGACGAUACACAAAUUAUUUAUCAUAAUCCUAGACAAGUGGCGCAUGUUUUUGAUAGUUAUUUCAAAUAAUACAGCUUGGCCAGAGGAUGCAAUUUUUUUUUAGAGAGGUGCAUUUUCUAGAUUACUUGUUUUUCAGAUUACAGGCUAUUUCACGCAUAAUCAAAUUAAGAGUGUAAUCCUGUAACUAUCGAAUAAAUAAUCAUCCGCAUUAUAAAAUUACGGAUUAACUUAUGAAAUUGAAUAUACUUUAAAGUAAUUUUAUAGUAGUGCACUAUCUUUUUCAGAGACAAUCUCUAUAUCUGGACAAGAGCUACGAUUAAUUUUUGUAACUGAUACAUUCUACGUUGCGCAGUAUUAAACUUUAGAGCUUUACAGAGAAUUGCUGAGCGUCAGCUGCCCUAUGACACAAUGAAUUGUCCUUAGUUUAAUAAUGUCACCUGCUCUCCUCUUAAGCGCAACUAGAGCUUUGUAAUUACGAAAAUCUUUCAAUUUUACUACACGGAUGAUUUGUACAAAUUUGAUCAAAUAAAUAUAAAACGGUCAUCAACUCCGCAAAUUUGAUUUAAAUUAUUAAUUUAUUUAAAUAUCGUGAAAAAUUAUUUUCACAUGACGGCCAAGCCGUAAUUAUUUCUGUAGCAAUAAAAGGCGAAUUUCCUACGAGUUGAUAAAAUUAGCAAGAUUUAAAGCGAUGUGCGUUUUUUCGCUUUUUUUCUUUCCUUUACUUCCGCAUUUAUGUUGUACUUGAGCUUGUGCAAAUUAAUUUUUGUAAUAAUUGCGAAAGAAUUUUCACGAGAGGAAAGUAAGCGUUCCAGAAAUAUUAAAAUUUAUUUGCACAACGAUUUGACGAAAGAAUCGUUCCUCGCUUUAUUUUUUCUAUUCUAUUUUUUCGACGUUCCAUCGUGAAUUAAAAACAUGAAUUAAUUGUCACUAACAGCUUAAAAAAUGAUUUGUACAUAAAUAUGAAGAAAAAAAAAAUAUAUAUAUAUAGCUUUGUGAAAGCUUUGUUUUUACACGUACUAAAACUUCUUGAUAAUUCAAUUUACAUUAGAACUGUUGUGCAAAGAAUUUUUUAGCCUGGAUAUAUAGUUUUAUUCGUUACGAUCCAAUGUUGCGCGAAAAAGCACAGUGCGUUUUUCAAUGAUUGGCUUUGUUCUGAAGAAUUUUUGUUGUUAACGUAUCUACAUAAAAUAGCUCACACGAGAUCAUUUUUCACUAUUGUCAGCCCUCGUCUCCUUCGGCGAUUCGAUUCCCAUAAUGUUGGUGGUAAAAUCUUUGUAAGAUAUACGCUGUAUCAUAAAACGAUAAUACAUUAUUCUAAAGAAGCCUAAAA
This is a messenger RNA of Nasonia vitripennis (jewel wasp), 9177 nucleotides long. RefSeq lists its product as uncharacterized. The record is from RefSeq and is a predicted model, not a curated record. Lineage: Eukaryota; Metazoa; Arthropoda; Insecta; Hymenoptera; Pteromalidae. Gene Ontology annotation, molecular function: DNA-binding transcription factor activity, RNA polymerase II-specific; RNA polymerase II cis-regulatory region sequence-specific DNA binding. Gene Ontology annotation, biological process: regulation of transcription by RNA polymerase II. Gene Ontology annotation, cellular component: nucleus. Bases 1036 to 7281 code for a protein of 2081 amino acids. The transcript has 2 exons.